GUAGGUACAAAAUGCAGCAAAACAAAAAUUUCAAAACAAGUUUCUCGUUUCUUACAAUAAUUUUGAUUUGUUUUCUUUUUCCAUUUUUGUAUCAAAAUUGACAUUUAGAAAUUUACUGAAUCAAGAGUGUGGUUUUUAAUAAACAAUUUCAAAUUAGAGUGGCACUGGCAAUAUAAUUUAAAUGGAACUAGAAGACGGGUUGGAUGACUUAUUAGCAAACAUCGAGGAACCGACUCCUCCGAAACUGAUUAAAUCUAGUGAAAAUGAUACUAACAUCGAAUUGCCUGGAACUUCUAAAGACAUUUUUAAACCAGCUACAUCUAAAACACAUUGUGUUUUGGUGAAUCAGAAACAGCGAGGGAAUCCUUUAUUAAAAUUCAUAACCAGUGUACCUUGGGAAUAUGAUGACAUUAUACCAGAUUAUGAAGUUGGUAAAACUAUAUGCCUGUUGUUCCUGUCUUUAAGAUAUCACAACUUAAAUCCAGAUUAUAUUCAUAAUAGAUUAAAAGAAUUAGGCAAGAAGUAUGAACUCCGAGUACUAUUGGUACAGGUAGAUUUGAAAGAUCCACACGUUCCAUUGAAGAAUUUAACUAGGAUAUGUCUUCUGACAGACAUGACUCUCAUGUUGGCGUGGAGUCCAGAGGAAGCUGCCAGAAUUAUAGAAAACUACAAAAUAUAUGAGAACAAACCGCCAGACAGGAUUAUGGAAAAAAUUGAGAAUGAUCCGCAUCAAAAGAUAAUUAACGCUCUGUCAUCAAUUAAACCAGUAAACAAAACAGAUGCUAUGACACUGAUAACAACAUUUGGCACGUUAGAGAAUAUCAUAAAAGUGUCAGAGCGAAGGCUCGCCGAGUGCCCAGGAAUAGGGGCUACUAAAGCAAAGAAACUUUACAAGGCAUUACAUGAACCUUUUUUGAAAAGGGGAAAUUUAAAUAAGGAUAAAGAAACAAAAAGCCAGGAAUUUGAUGUAGAAAUCAGUGAAGCAGACAUCGCGUCGCUUGAUAAGCAAGUACAGAGUGAAUAGUGUAUUGAUAGAAUAAAACAAUAAUUUUAAGUAGUAACUAA
Molecule: messenger RNA, 1065 nt
Organism: Galleria mellonella (greater wax moth)
Lineage: Eukaryota; Metazoa; Arthropoda; Insecta; Lepidoptera; Pyralidae
Gene: Ercc1
Product: DNA excision repair protein ERCC-1
Exons: 5
Coding region: 182-1024 (280 amino acids)
Biological process (GO): mitotic recombination; UV-damage excision repair; nucleotide-excision repair
Cellular component (GO): nucleotide-excision repair factor 1 complex; nucleus; ERCC4-ERCC1 complex
Molecular function (GO): damaged DNA binding; single-stranded DNA binding
Source: RefSeq, a predicted model, not a curated record